Molecule: messenger RNA, 3380 nt
Organism: Poecilia latipinna (sailfin molly)
Lineage: Eukaryota; Metazoa; Chordata; Actinopteri; Cyprinodontiformes; Poeciliidae
Gene: smg8
Product: SMG8 nonsense mediated mRNA decay factor
Exons: 6
Coding region: 433-3186 (917 amino acids)
Biological process (GO): nuclear-transcribed mRNA catabolic process, nonsense-mediated decay
Source: RefSeq, a predicted model, not a curated record
UUGUAGGCUUGAAUGUGCAUUCCAAUGGACAUCAGGAGUUGGGAUAUAUUAGCCAACGCUUUACCAUUUAUUCUGUAAGCAUUUUACACCAUAAUUAAUUCCUUUCAUUUCAUUUGUUUAUCUUAAUGAGGAUAAACUCUCAGACUUUCUUGAACUGUUUAGAAAAAAAUCCCCUUUAUUUCAAUGUUUUAGAGGUGUAAAAAUUAGAUGAAUCCUGUUCUUUGAUAAAAGAACAAUAAAAUAGGUGUGUUUUUUUCUUCCACAUGUUAAAUUUGCUUUAAUUAUAGGUUUAAUUACAUAUUGAGUAACAUUUUUACAAAACGGGGUUGUUAAUUUAAAUAAACAGGUUCCUACCCGGUCCUUAUAGUGAAUGGAACCGGAAGUGUGCUGGGAAACCGUUCCGUUUCUGUUUUCAUUCCGCGGUUCUCCGUCAUGAAGGAGGUGAAAAUGGCUCCUCCGGUGGACCUCGGGGCUCUGCUUCGGGCGGAGCCGCAGGAGGACGCUUCUCACCGGGAGGACGGGCUGUGUGUGGUCGGUGUGUUCGGAAAGAGCAGCACCCAGACCGGGCCUCUGAAGGAGGCGCUCAUCAACACGCUGGCGGACAAACACAUCUUUUCUCUGUUCGGGUCGGAGGAGGGCGACUCAUCGGACAGCCACGUCCAGGCUCUCUACGACCAGGAGAACCGGGUCCUGUACCUGCUGCUGUCCUCCGUCUGCGACAGCCGGCAGCUGCUGCGGGCCUGCCGGUCCCUGAGCGCCGGGAUCAGCCACGCCGACGCCCACGACUUGUGGAAGGGCCUGGACCGCCAGCACUGCCUGCACCUGCUCUACAUGUUCUCCGUGUGCCACGUCCUGCUGCUGGUCCACCCCAGCCAGACCUUCGAUGUGACCUACGAUCGGCUGUUCCGGGCCCUGGACGCCCUGCGGCAGAAGGUCCUGCCACUGAUCCGGGCUGCCAUCAAAGACUGCGCGGUGUCCAAAGAGUGGAAGCUGAACUGCAGGCCGUGUCCUCCGCGGCUGCUGUUUGUCUUCCAGAUGAAUGCGACUCUGAAGGUCCCUGGGAACGGCUCAGACUCUGGAGGAAACCCCGAAAAGCCCAAGAAGCAUUCCCCGAGGAGGCGUCUGCAGCACGCUCUGGAGGACCAGAUCUACCGGAUCUUCCGUAAAAGCCGAGUCCUCACCAACCAAAGCAGCAACUGUCUGUUCACGGUGCCUGCCAACCAGGCCUUCGUCUACGUGAUCCCGGCAGCAGAUCACGACCCGGUCGGCGCUUUGCUUGGCCAGCUGCGGUCCAACUGCAUCUUGUCGGAUCAGGACUCCGCCCCGGUCCUCACCGGGCCAAGGAGGUACCAGCAGAUGCGUAGGUCAGCUCGGCAGCCCAGCGGCAGCAGGGAGUCCGGCGGCCCGAUGGGUGGCCAGCUGGUGGACUGCAGCCUGAAGGAAUUCCUCUGGCAGCACGUCGAGCUGGUUCUGACCAAGAAGGGCUUCGACGACAGCGUCGGCCGUAACCCUCAACCUUCCCACUUUGAGCUGCCGACCUUCACCAAAUGGGUCCAGUUGGCUUCCCGACUCUACCAGGUCUUGAUCUCCAACACCGACGAGGAGCUGGCCGAGCUGGCCACCAAGGUCCAAAGCCAGGCGAAGGUCUUGGAUGGCUUUCUCGACGCCGACACAAAGUUCUCAGAAAACCGGUGUCAGAAAGCUCUGCCUCUGGCCCACAGCGCCUACCAGUCCAACCUCCCUCACAACUACACCACCACGGUCCACAAGAACCAGCUGGCGCAGGCGCUGCGGGUGUACAGCCAGCACGCUCGAGGUGUGGCCUUCCAACGCUAUGCAGUGCAGCUUCACGAAGACUGCUACAAGUUCUGGAGCAACGGGCACCAGCUGUGUGAGGAGCGCAGCCUGACGGACCAACACUGUGUGCACAAGUUCCACCUGCUGCCUCAGCCAGGUGAGAAGCCGGACCUGGACCACAACCCGCCCAUCAUGAACCACAACAGCAGGGGGCGCUCCACCAGUGCCUGUAACUGCGGCAGGAAGCAGGCACCUCGAGACGAUCCCUUUGACAUCCAGGCUGCCAACCACGACUUCUACCAGAACCUGGAGGAGAAAUGUUGUGGGAAGCUGGAGCGGAUCGACUUCCCGGUCUUCCAGCCCAGCACUCUGGACCCGGCGCCGGCCUCGGACCGGGCCCAGCGGCCGCCGUCAGAGACCUCGGCUGACGGGGAGCGGCCGAAGGAGCAGAGCGCGGCUCACAGCCACACGCCCGGCGAUGCCAGCCUCAGCCUGGCGCUCAGCCUGGGCCAGUCCACCGACAGCCUGGGGGCGUACGCGGACGCAGAUGCGGCCGACGGCCCGGUCCAACCCAAGAGGCCAAGCCUCGUGGACCGCCAGCCGUCCACCGUGGAGUACCUGCCAGGAAUGACGCACUCCGCCUGUCCCAAAGGUCUCCUCCCAAAGUUCUCCAGCUGGUCUUUGCUCAAACUGGGACCAGCAAAGUCCUACAACUGUCACACUGGUCUGGAGCAGCCGGGCUUCCUGCCGGGCUCCUCCUUCCUGCUGCCGUGGGACUUGGUGAUCCGCUCCCGCUCAGAGGAGGACGCUGGCCCCGCGGAGCCUCUAGACGGAGGGACGGCGUCCUGGCCGGCGCCCAACAAGAACCCGGUGGGGAAGCGCGGUGGCGCCGGGCCGGGCCGGAGCCGCCGGAGGGAUGACGCGGCGCGGGCCUUCGUGGGGUUCGAGUAUGAAGACGGCCGGGGCCGGCGCUUCAUCAGCAGUGGACCCGACAAAAUCGUUAAGGCGCUGGGGCCAGGCGGCGCCAAAGAUCCAGCCAGCAGGGUGCUGAACGCCGACAUGCCGCUCUACGUCCCGUCGCCCGCCCAGGGCCGCGGCCUGAAGCCGCACUUCGCUCAGCUGGCUCGGCUUUUCGUUGUGGUGCCUGACGCGCCACUGGAGAUUACCCUGAACCCCCAGGUGCAGCCCGGCCCUCCUCCCUGCCCGAUCUUCCACCCUGAGCAGACGGAGGUGACGCUGUUGAACGACGGCUUCUGGGUUCUGCGCUUUCCGUAUUCCUACGCCACCGAGCGCGGGCCCUGCUUCCCCCCAAAAGAGAACCACCCGCUGAGCCACUACAAGGUGCUGCGAGGCAUCCUGCGGGCGACCACGGCCAACCCGCCGCAGUGACCCUCGGCGACCCGCGGCGCUGUCGCACGGCCAACCAGGUGCCAGAAUCCAGUCUGGGAUUUUAAGACGCACACAGGAGUUUAUGGGUUCAUUUCUGAAGAAUGGAAGCAUCAUCAUUUAAACAUAUAGCUAUCAUGACCAAAUGGCAUUUAGGGCGUCUCUUAAUGCUGCAGUGAUUUCUAAAGCAAAGCUGA